Molecule: messenger RNA, 1893 nt
Organism: Melampsora larici-populina 98AG31
Lineage: Eukaryota; Fungi; Basidiomycota; Pucciniomycetes; Pucciniales; Melampsoraceae
Exons: 5
Coding region: 1-1893 (630 amino acids)
Biological process (GO): chromatin remodeling
Cellular component (GO): RSC-type complex
Molecular function (GO): chromatin binding
Source: RefSeq, a predicted model, not a curated record
AUGGCAGGAACAACAACUAAACGAUCAAGAUCUCAGUCUUCAGACUCAACUGCUUCGGCUGAUGAAAGACCUCAUUCUCAACUUAAUCAACAAUCUUCAAAACGAUCAAGGCGUACUAUUCAUCAUCAAAACAAUUUAGAUGAUGAUGGUCCAACUGUCUCAAAGGAACGAGUUUCAGAUUCAGAAACAGGUUGGGUUAAAGAAACUCACUCAAAAUCUCAACUCAUCGCACUCGCUAUCCUUCAUCGAUUGAAGAACGAACGUGAAAGCUUUCCAAACGAUACUCUCUCUCCUUCGGGCCAAACAACCGUCCCGCCCUCUCCUAUCAUCUCAGCUACUACUCUCUUUGAGGAUUUACCUGCUCUUACUCUCGAAUCUAUCGAAGACCGAGUCAAAGCUGGUACACUCUCGUCACUCGUUAAUUUCGAUCAAGAAUUACACCAAUGCUUCAAAAAAGCCGAAAGGACUUAUGCAACAGAUCUUCAGCGUCUCGGUGCAGUUUAUAUGCUCAGGCGUCUCUAUCAAGAACUGACCAAAGGUGAUGGAUCCAUCGCUUUAGAGGAUACCAUCCCUGUUGGAUCUUGUCGCAAGCUAUCUACCGUCACAAUGGGACCUGGAAAUAAACACGCGCUACCGAAAAAUGACGACCAGCUCAAACUUCGCGCUAAAGAUAAGGUUAUCUUGGACGGAAUUCGAUAUAAGUCUGAUGUCUUCAAGACUGGGGAUUGGGUCCAUCUCUCGAAUCCUGAUAACCCUGCUCGACCGAUUGUGGGACAAGUUUUCCAUACAUACAAACGUUCUGAUAACCAUCAACGAAUGCUUACGGUGUGUUGGUACUAUCGACCUGAAGAGACCGUUCAUCAUAUCUCACGACUUUUCAUCGAGAACGAAGUAUUUAAGACUGGCAAUUUCAUUGAGCACGUCAUCGAGGACGUUUUGGGAAGAUGCCUGGUGCUAUUUUAUACCAAAUAUCUGCGUGGUCGACCUUCAGCACCUCUGUGGACUCACGACCUUACUUUGUAUAUAUGUGAGCAUCGCUAUAAAGAUGAUGACUAUACCUUCAAAAAGAUCAAGAAUUGGGAAUCAUGCGCUCCUUCCAACGUACGAACAGAAGGACAUGAAGAAAACUUUCAAUCAUUCCCUACUCCUUUAGCAGUGAAUACGAUUGUACGAGUGGAUUCACCAUUUCUUAUACCAGCGACCACCAACUUUCAAGCCAAUGGCGAACCUAUCAUCGUAUCACCGACAGAGUUAAUGAAAGUCUUGCCAAAGGAUCAAGUCAAGCAUCAUAGACAAGAUUAUACUUUACAAAAGAUUGAAAGUAUUUUGGGCAUCUUACCAUCUAAUCCACCUCGACCUCCGCACCAAUCUAGGAGUCCUGAUUCAUCAGCUCCACAAACCCCUCGUUUACGUGCAUCUACUCCGGCUAGUAAUACUCCAGUACCACCAACUCCGGUGGUAGCCAAACCCGUGACUGCCACUCCAGUAGUCCAUUCUCAACCUUCUCCAGCUCUUCCGCCUCCUCCCGCUGUACCUCCUAUGUCUCGUCCGUCGAAUACAGGUGAGAUUACAGUGGGUGGUCGAUUUGGCGAACUGCUUAAACAAAUCAAUCCUUCACGCAAGACACCUUGCGUUCUGGAUAUCUAUGCAAACCAAGAAUCGUUUGAAAAAUUACCCGAGGUUUUAUUGUCACAAAUCAGUAAGCCAAGCGAUGAUGAUCCAUCAAGAGAUCCAAGUUUAAAACCAUUUGAAGAUCUUAUGUGGAUUGCUGCACCACCUACCAAACCGUUUCUUACCACCACUUCAACUACACCUGAACCUUUGAAACAUAGCGAAGCUUAUUUAGCUUAUUUGGCAACUACACAACAGGUCGGGACAUCAAAUUAUUCGUAA